Otolemur garnettii (small-eared galago) is the source of this 834-nucleotide messenger RNA. RefSeq names its product ovo like zinc finger 2 (gene OVOL2). The transcript is spliced from 4 exons. Lineage: Eukaryota; Metazoa; Chordata; Mammalia; Primates; Galagidae. Gene Ontology annotation, cellular component: nucleus. The record is from RefSeq and is a predicted model, not a curated record. Gene Ontology annotation, biological process: epidermal cell differentiation; regulation of transcription by RNA polymerase II. Gene Ontology annotation, molecular function: DNA-binding transcription factor activity, RNA polymerase II-specific; RNA polymerase II cis-regulatory region sequence-specific DNA binding. Bases 1 to 834 code for a protein of 277 amino acids.
AUGCCCAAAGUCUUCCUGGUGAAGAGGAGGAGCCUGGGGGUCUCGGUCCGCAGCUGGGAUGAGCUCCCGGAUGAAGAAAGGGCAGACACCUACAUCCCAGGUGAGCGCCGCGCGGGGGCCGGGCCUGGGCGCGGGGCUCUCGGGGUGGGGGAAGGGGCGGUGGGUCUUCUCAGCAGCAGCAGCGCGGGGGAACCUGGAGGCGCCGAGAGCAGCUUGUCCCCGCACGCCCCGGAGCGCGAAAUUCCCGAUCCCGGCGACGCUGAGAGCCCCAAUGGACACCUGGCGGCGACGCAGCGCCCGGUUGCCAGGUCUAAAAUCAAGUUCACCACAGGCACGUGCGGCGACUCAGAGGCCCACAGCUGCGACCUGUGCGGCAAGGGCUUCCGCCUGCAGCGGAUGCUUAACCGUCACCUCAAGUGCCACAGCCAGGUGAAGAGGCACCUGUGCACCUUCUGCGGCAAGGGCUUCAACGACACCUUCGACCUGAAGAGACACGUCCGCACGCACACAGGCAUUCGUCCCUACAAAUGUGAUGUCUGCAACAAAGCCUUCACCCAGCGCUGCUCCUUGGAGUCCCACCUGAAGAAAAUUCAUGGGGUGCAGCAGCAGUACGCCUACAAGCAGCGCAGGGAUAAGCUCUACGUCUGCGAGGACUGCGGCUACACGGGCCCCACCCAGGAGGACCUGUACCUGCACGUGAACAGCGCCCAUCCGGGUAGCACGUUUCUCAAAAAGACAUCCAAAAAACUGGCGGCCCUUUUGCAGAGCAAGCUGAUGUCCACACACCAGGAGAAUACCAACCUGAGUGAGGAGGAGGAGGAGGAGAAGAAGUGA